Messenger RNA from Trametes versicolor FP-101664 SS1, 306 nucleotides. RefSeq lists its product as uncharacterized. The record is from RefSeq and is a predicted model, not a curated record. The transcript has 5 exons. The coding region runs from base 1 to 306 and encodes 101 amino acids. NCBI's taxonomy places the organism in Eukaryota, Fungi, Basidiomycota, Agaricomycetes, Polyporales, Polyporaceae.
AUGCCAUUCUACCUCAAGGACAAAUACUACCGGGUUAUGGCCUCUAUCUUCAAAAUCAGUAGAGGAGACCGUCAUAGUAUCCACUGGAAUGACUUCGUGCAUACCAUGAAAGCCCUGGGGUACGCUUACUCCAACGACAAAGGCUCCAAACGUACCUUCAAACCGCGUCGUGUGGAGCUUAAGCAUGACUUCAAGUCGCGCGAGCCCAAGGAGGGGCAACUAGAGCCUUACCGUCAAGAUGAUAUGGCACCCAAGUUGACCGCGAAGUUAGGCUGGACGGCCAGUUCUUUCAAGUUGAAGGAGUGA